GUGUUUCCGAGUCCUUCGAGGAGGUAACUGUCGGUCAUUGUGAAUGGAGACACGAGUCACGACUCGCCGGGUUCCCGUUAUCAAAGAGAGCACCAGGCUGAGGACAAGGACGCACUUCAAAGCUUAAAAGUUCAAUACCUUGGGAUCUGAGGGACCGUGGACGUCGCGGCAUUGCUGGGCUUCAUAGUUCUCCCCUAGCCUUUUAAGCAUUUCCCUACCCCAUUUGAAGCAUCCCUAUCCCUCCCCAUCACAUCCACCACGGUAUGGCUUUCCAGUCAGAUACUGUCCAGUCUAUCCUCCUUUUUCCAGUCCACCUUGUGGUGUGGCUCUACUCUGUCCUCUCCUUCCUACCAUGGUACUACAUGACCGGUGCCGGCCAGAAGAACGCCAUGUCCAAGCGGGUCAAGGCUCGCUCCACUUCAGGAUGCGCGGAGGGACCCUAUCGCUCUGUGGACCACUUUGGCACGCUGGCCAAGGAAGACCUGCCGGGCAAGAACACUCUAGAUAAGUUGUUCGCAUUCGCAGUGGAGCGCUUUGGAGAUUCGCCGUGUCUUGGCACCAGAGAAGUGCUGAGUGAGGAAAACGAGAUGCAGCCCAAUGGGAAAAAUUUUAAAAAACGGAUCCUUGGUGAUUACAAAUGGCUCUCCUACAACCAAAUUGACUCACUCGCCAGUCAGUUUGGAAGCGGAUUGACAGCCCUCGGACAGAAACCCAAAAGCACUAUUGCAAUCUUCUGCGAGACCAGAGCCGAAUGGAUGAUAACUGCCCAAACAUGCUUUAGGCAUAAUUUCCCAUUGGUGACAUUCUAUGCAACUUUGGGAGAGGAGGCGAUUGCAUUUGGACUGAAUGAAACUGGAGUUUCUCAUCUUGUCACUAGUGUGGAACUGCUCGAGACAAAACUAAAAAAUGUGCUUCCAAAUAUCCCCAAACUGAAACAUAUAAUCUAUGUGGACCAGAAGAAAGUGACCACAGCAGGGUACCCGGCAGGACUCUCUAUCCACAGUAUGCAAGAAGUGCAAAAUCUGGGCGCACUGCCUGAAAAUAUGGGAAAGGAACUUGUGAAGCCGGAGCCGUCUGAUCUGGCUGUGGUCAUGUACACCAGCGGCUCCACUGGGCGCCCAAAAGGAGUCAUGAUUAUCCACAGUAAUUUGAUUGCAGGAAUGACAGGCCAAUGUGAUCGCAUCCCUGGACUCGGGCCCAAGGAUAUUUACAUCGGCUAUCUGCCUCUGGCUCAUGUGCUGGAGAUGACUGCGGAGAUCAGCUGUGUCACGUAUGGGUGUCCGAUAGGCUACUCUUCCCCCCACACACUGUCAGAUCAGUCCUCAAAAAUAAAAAGAGGAAGCAAGGGAGACUCCUCUGUGCUUAAACCCACACUGAUGGCAGCUGUGCCGGAAAUUCUGGAUCGCAUAAACAAGAACGUGAUGAGCAAAGUGCAGGAGAUGAGCUAUGUUCAGAAGAUGCUCUUCAACCUGGGCUACCAAUACAAACUAAAGCAGAUCAGGAGAGGCUACGACGCACCUCUCUGCAAUGCCCUGUUGUUUAAAAAAGUGAAGAAGCUGCUGGGCGGGCGAGUGCGGUUGAUGCUGUCGGGAGGAGCUCCUUUGUCCCCGGCUACACAGAGGUUCAUGAAUGUGUGCUUCUGCUGCCCCGUGGGCCAAGGCUAUGGCCUCACUGAAACUUGUGGAGCAGGCACCAUCACUGAGGUUGCAGACAUUAGCACCGGCCGUGUUGGGGCGCCACUUAUUUGCUGUGAGUUGAGACUGCGGGACUGGGCUGAAGGCGGCUACACCAGCAAAGAUAACCCUAACCCUAGAGGCGAGAUCCUGAUUGGCGGCCCAAACGUGACCAUGGGCUAUUUCAAGUACGAGAGUAAGGAUGAGGACUUUUUUGUGGACGAGAGUGGUCAAAGAUGGUUUUGCACUGGUGAUGUUGGUGAGGUGUACCCAGAUGGCUGUCUCCAAAUAGUAGACCGUAAAAAAGAUCUGGUCAAACUGCAAGCGGGCGAGUACGUGUCUCUCGGUAAGGUGGAGUCGGCCCUGAAGAACAGCUCCCUCAUCGACAACAUUUGUGUUUACGCAAACAGUGACCAGAACUACGUGAUCAGCUUUGUGGUUCCCAACCAGAAGCGGCUGAUGCAACUGGCCAAGCAGAGGGGUCUGGAUGCAUCUUGGGAGGACAUAUGCACCCACGAUGACAUGGAGAAAGAGGUCCUGAAUGAAAUCAAGGCGGUUGCUGCUAAAAUUAAACUCCAGCGCUUUGAAACUCCUGUGAAGGUCCAUCUGAGCCCAGAGCCAUGGACACCUGAGAUGGGUCUUGUCACAGAUGCAUUCAAGCUAAAGCGCAAAGAGCUUAAGAACCACUAUCGCCACCACAUCGAGAGGAUGUAUGGUGGCAAAUAAAGUCGCACUCUUUCCCAGCCAAGAGGCUUCAUUUCAGCUUGGCCACUCUUUUUUCCCUGUAGUUUCCUGUGAAGUGUGUGGUUUUUUUUUGCUGUCUGUGUUCCAGAUGGACUUAAAUGAAAAUGAGGUGAACACAGAAGAUGCAGCUUUUGAUCCACCUGUGCCACUGGUGUGUAGAAGUAGGAUGGUUAAAGAUGACCAUGGGUUACUGGUUUUUUGGAACGAACCCUUAAACAAAAACUCACUCCUCCACACAUUGCUAAUACUGUGCUGCCUGUGUUACAGUCAUUGAAUCAUUACUGAUAACGAUACUUUUUUGUAGUUGGAGUACUGAUGUUACUGUGCCUUCAGUCUGCAGCACUUGUCGUCAGUGGUUUUAUGUGACGUUUUGUUCACAAACUGUUCAAUGUAUCGACAGCCAUGCGAAAGGUUUACAUGGAGCGUUAGGUCAUCAACACCCCCUAUCCAGAGAUAUGCUUGACAACCUUUACUUAAUUUAUUUUGGCUAAUUUUAUUCUUGCUAUUUAUGUCAAUGCUGAAAAAGACCAAAUGUCCAACCAUAAAUGACUCAGGAACACCAAGAGCAGAUGUUUUAUUUUGGGACAAUGCCAAAAGGAUUUUUGCUUGCACUUUCAGCACACGCUGAGCAGGUUACUUUGUUCACGAUAAAUGGCUAAAGACCAUGCUUGGUGGUAGCAGCUACACCUUUAGCCUUUGUAAAGGGGAAACUGAUCAAGUCAGUAUGGUGUUUGUUUGUAUUUUCAUGAACUUGUUUGUAUACUGUACACAAACUACUCCAUCCUAAUCACAGGCCUUACUGUUCAAGCUAUUCUUGAAAAUAAAACCCUUUUCAUACUAAA
Messenger RNA from Syngnathus typhle (broad-nosed pipefish), 3259 nucleotides. It is a transcript of the gene acsl4a, whose product is annotated as acyl-CoA synthetase long chain family member 4a. Gene Ontology annotation, molecular function: arachidonate-CoA ligase activity. Gene Ontology annotation, biological process: neuron differentiation; long-chain fatty acid metabolic process; long-chain fatty-acyl-CoA metabolic process. The transcript has 16 exons. The record is from RefSeq and is a predicted model, not a curated record. Gene Ontology annotation, cellular component: endoplasmic reticulum; plasma membrane; lipid droplet. Bases 264 to 2399 code for a protein of 711 amino acids. NCBI's taxonomy places the organism in Eukaryota, Metazoa, Chordata, Actinopteri, Syngnathiformes, Syngnathidae.